Molecule: messenger RNA, 1684 nt
Organism: Octopus sinensis (East Asian common octopus)
Lineage: Eukaryota; Metazoa; Mollusca; Cephalopoda; Octopoda; Octopodidae
Product: endoribonuclease LACTB2-like
Exons: 7
Coding region: 233-1204 (323 amino acids)
Cellular component (GO): mitochondrial matrix
Molecular function (GO): single-stranded RNA binding; RNA endonuclease activity
Source: RefSeq, a predicted model, not a curated record
AUGUGUAUGCGCACAAACAAAAAGAACCCAGCUCGGAUAACGGACAGGGUCAACGACUACUGAAGAGGUUGCUAGACGCAACGAAAAUUUUAGGGAAAAUAAAUAAGUAAAUGAGUGGAAACUUUACCGAUGAGUGUGUUUAAUAACAAGGCACUAAAAGAGACCUACCCUCUCCGGACACAACAAAACAAACGAUAUAUAUGUGUGUAUAUAUCUAUACAUAUUUAUACUCAUGGGAGACAACUCUGGAUGCAUUUCAGUCAAACGUUAUCCUUUCAGAGAGGGCACCGUGUUUACAACUGAUCCGAAGAGGUCCAGUAAAAUGACUACGUUCAUCCCUAAAAUUGAGAAGCUUUCAUCAUGUGUUACCCGUAUUCUUGGAUGCAAUCCAGGCCAAAUGACACUUCAGGGUACAAAUACAUAUUUAGUUGGUAAAGGAGAUAGCAAAAUACUGAUUGAUGCUGGUGAAGAGAAUAACUCUGAAUAUAUUUCACUGCUUCAGACAGAGCUGAAGACGAAUAAAUGGUUUAUUAGUGAUAUUAUCGUCACUCACUGGCAUGGUGACCACGUUGGUGGUGUAGCUAAUAUUCUGCAAGAUGUACAAGAAGCUUCCUCUGCAAAAGUACAUAAAUUUCCCAAACUUCAACCUCCUGAAAGUUAUGUUGGUGCUGCUCCAUUGAACUUCAUCAAAGACAAACAAGUGUUUUCUGCAGGAGGUGUAUCAAUGCAAGCAUUCCACACACCUGGACACUCUGAAGACCAUAUAAUACUUGAACUGAAAGAAGACGGAGUAGUUUUUUCAGGAGAUAAUGUCCUUGGUGAAGGAACUACAGUUAUGGAAGAUCUAUAUCAUUUCAUGAAAUCACUGCAGGUUAUCCUUGAUUUAAAGCCGUCUCUUAUUUAUCCUGGUCAUGGUCCAGUGAUCUGCGACCCAAUACCAUUUGUAGAAAAUUAUAUUCAACACAGACAUAAGAGAGAAUCUCAAAUAUUAAACCAGUUGAAAGAAAACCGAGGAAAUAUGUUGACAGUUGAAGAAAUUAGAGAGAAAGUGUAUAAGGAUCUUGCAGCCUCUCUGCAUACGCCUGCUGAGAUGAACAUAAACUUACACCUUGGAAAACUUUUGAAAGAAAACAAAAUUGAUUCUGUUGAUGAUGGUAAUGUGAAAAAGUGGAAAGUGUCUGAAGAAAUGAAGCCUAAUUUGUAAUAUGAAUACAUACAUCAGCAAAAAUGAGUUCGAUCAUUUCUUCUGUGUGUGUCUGUUUGUCUGUCUCGCGUAUACAUGAAUGCACUUGCGUGAGAAUUGUCUCCCUUUGAAUCGUAUUUAUCGUUCUGAGAUGACGAACCUGUAAAUUAACAAUAACUAUUUUAUCUGUUGAGUUCUGUUGUAGAAUGUUUCAUUGUCAAUGCGAAAGAUGGUAUCAUUCGUAUGCCAAAACAAGGCGAAACGAGUUGUAACCAGUAAUGUAUAACAACAUCAGAUGAUAUAGUUUUAUACUUUCGUAUUAACAUUUCUCGAAUUUGUUAUAAGAAAUUCAAGUCCAGUUUAGUUCUUUAUGAAAUAAGAAGCUUGUGUUAGUCUGCUGUUAAGAAGCCAAUUUGCUAUAUGAAAUUCUAUUUUGAUAUACAUGUUACUUAUAUACACAUGUACUUUGUUUUGCAUAAAUAAAAGAAAUCAAAUCAAUUU